CACAAAUGUCUCCCUUCCAUAACUUCAAACACACGUAACCAAAAAAUGAGCAACCUCCACCUCCACACCUCCGCACGCUUCCGCAAUUUCCCGACGGCUUUCUCCCGUCGCCACCAUAACAACAACGACCUCCAAAACCAACGCGGCCGAUCCGUUUUCUCCGAGCUAGGUGACACAACCCUCGACCCAAGCGGUGACCUAAUCACGAGAUGGAACCACAUCUUCCUUAUAACCUGCCUCCUCGCGCUCUUCCUCGACCCUCUCUACUUUUAUCUCCCUAUUGUCCAAGCCGGAACGGCCUGUAUGUCCAUCGACAUCGGUUUCGGCAUCCUCGUCACCUUCUUCCGUACCCUAGCCGAUUUCUCCUUCCUCAUUCACAUUCUCCUCAAAUUUAAAACUGCUUUUGUCUCCAAAUCGUCUAGAGUCUUUGGUCGCGGCGAGCUUGUCAUUGACCGCCGUGAAAUCGCCAUCCGUUACCUUAAAUCUGAGUUCAUUAUUGACCUCGCUGCCACGCUUCCUCUUCCUCAGAUAAUGAUUUGGUUUGUGAUCCCAAAUGCGGGAGAAUUCAGAUACGCAGCACAUCAGAACCACACACUUUCCUUGGUCGUCCUGAUACAGUACGUGCCUCGCAUCCUCGUCAUGCUUCCACUAAACCGUAGGAUCAUUAAAGCCACUGGAGUUGCAGCCAAAACAGCCUGGUCCGGUGCAGCCUACAAUCUCGUGCUCUACUUACUUGUGAGCCACGUUCUUGGUUCGGUUUGGUACGUUUUAUCGAUCCAGAGACAGCACGAAUGCUGGAGAAGAGAAUGCAUUAAGGAGAUGAACGCAACGCAUUCACCGUCUUGUAAUCUCUUGUUUCUAGACUGUGGAUCGUUGCGGGAUCCAGGCAGACAAGCUUGGAUGCGCAUCACUCGGGUUCUCUCUAACUGCGAUGCACGUAAUGAUGAUGACCAACAUUUUCAGUUUGGUAUGUUUGGUGAUGCCUUCACUAAUGAUGUCACUUCUUCUCCUUUCUUUGAUAAAUACUUCUACUGUCUUUGGUGGGGUCUCCGCAAUCUCAGUUCUUAUGGACAGAGUCUUGCAGCUAGUACAUUGAGUAGUGAGACUUUAUUCAGUUGUUUCAUCUGUGUUGCUGGCCUUGUUUUCUUCUCUCAUCUCAUUGGCAAUGUUCAGAACUAUCUGCAAUCGACAACGGCUAGGUUAGAUGAAUGGAGAGUGAGAAGAAGAGAUACAGAGGAAUGGAUGCGACACAGGCAAUUGCCACAGGAGUUACAAGAGCGUGUGAGGCGGUUCGUCCAAUACAAAUGGUUAACCACUCGUGGAGUCGAUGAAGAAGCCAUCCUCCGUGCUCUACCAUUGGAUCUUCGUAGACAGAUCCAACGUCAUCUCUGUCUCGCUCUAGUUCGCCGUGUGCCAUUCUUUGCACAGAUGGACGACCAGCUCAUAGACGCAAUAUGCGAGCGUUUGGUUCCAUCGUUGAACACGAAAGAUACAUACGUGACACGGGAAGGCGAUCCUGUAAACGAGAUGCUUUUCAUCAUUAGAGGUCAGAUGGAAAGUUCGACUACAGAUGGUGGACGGUCAGGAUUCUUUAACUCAAUCACGCUCAGACCAGGAGAUUUCUGUGGUGAAGAGCUCUUAACUUGGGCUUUAAUGCCAAACAUUAACCAGAAUCUCCCCUUGUCCACGAGAACCGUGAGAACUCUCUCUGAAGUAGAAGCUUUCGCUCUCAGAGCAGAGGACUUAAAGUUUGUAGCUAACCAAUUCAGACGCCUCCACAGCAAGAAACUCCAACAUGCUUUCAGAUACUAUUCGCAUCAGUGGAGAGCUUGGGGAACUGGUUUUAUACAAGCUGCAUGGAGACGAUACAUGAAGAGGAAGUUAGCUAUGGAGUUAGCUAGGCAAGAGGAAGGAGACGAUUACUAUUAUGAUGAUGAUGAUGAUGAUCAAUACGGAGGAGAGGACAUGCCUGAAAGUAGUAACAACGUAGACGACAACAGCAGCAACAGUCAGAAUUUGAGUGCGACGAUAUUAGCGUCUAAGUUUGCAGCUAAUACGAAGAGAGGUGUUUUAGGGAACCAAAGAGGGUCUUCCAGAAUUGAUCCUGAUGAUCCAACUUUGAAGAUGCCUAAAAUGUUUAAACCAGAGGAUCCAGGAUUCUUCUGAAUUUUCUUUGUUUAUUUUUUCUUUUGUGAAAAAAAUGAAUUUAGGAUAUUUUCAGAGACUGACUUGAUUUGCUGUAAGCAACAAUUUAAUCAGACAUAUAAAUAAACAUCAUUACAGAUUAAAGUAAUUGUGUCUGGUGUUGAUUUAUAUCCAGCGCAUACUUAGCUCCUACGGCUUUUAACACCGCUUUUAUUGGUAUGGACUUAUCUUGUGAUAGUUGUAGCCUAGUUAGGUUUUCACAUUUGAAUUAAGUUUUUUUUUCAAACAUGUAUAGAGUUAUUUUUUACGCUUAAUUUAUAUAUGAAUUUACUAAUUUAAAAAUGAAAAUAAUAACAACUCGGUGAUAAUUCUGAUUAGUGAGAAAUUAUCAAUAAAGAUUAUUAGAUGGGAAAGAAAACUAUAGUAAUUUAUAAGAAAAUAAUAAUUUUUGUUCAUCUAUGCAAAAAACAUUCAACGGACUACAACAUCACCAAAGUAACCUACGUCAUUUACAAGAAAAGAUGAAAAACCAUAUAGAAGAGAUGACCCAACUACCGCACAUAGAAAACGACACCACAUCCUAACAUGCAACUAUUGCAUUUGUAUAUUUCUUUUGAUUAUGAUUUGAUUUGAUAAUUUCCAAGCUAUAUCCACAAUUAAUUAGUAUUCUUUUUGCAGAUGGAGGUAAAAAUGGAAGAGAUAAAAUAUUGGUAGAUAAGAGUUCAUGCCAACUAAUAGGCAUAGCUCUUUGUCUUACUCUUAUCUUUCAGAAUAAGAAACAUAUAUUAACUUCUUGAUUAUUACAAUAUUUAAUGCCUUUCUUAUCUUUCAUUUUCUAAUUUAUUGAAAAACGGACAAUAUGGCUUAGUUGUCAAUGGCCAUUCAAUGUACGGCAACGCACACCAAGAGAGUGCAACUUAGCGACAUGUGUGAGAGAUACUGCGUGAGAUCUUAACCGUUGGAUUCCUUCCUUCUCCUUCAAAUCAUAAUAUAAAUUUCAUUUGACCGAAGAGGAAGAAAAUCCGAAGGAAAAGAUAAGAAACUUGAAGUUUCAAAGCAGUUUAGCAUCCAUGGCGGCUCGUAGUAGAGUGUCUUCUCUAUUGUCACGAUCCUUUUCAGCUUCCUCUCCCUUUCUCUCUCGUUCUCAAGG
Brassica rapa (field mustard) is the source of this 3295-nucleotide messenger RNA. RefSeq names its product probable cyclic nucleotide-gated ion channel 16. Lineage: Eukaryota; Viridiplantae; Streptophyta; Magnoliopsida; Brassicales; Brassicaceae. Gene Ontology annotation, molecular function: monoatomic ion channel activity. Gene Ontology annotation, cellular component: membrane. The record is from RefSeq and is a predicted model, not a curated record. Gene Ontology annotation, biological process: monoatomic ion transport; transmembrane transport.